CCGCUCGUCCCGGCGUGUCAGCUGGAAACAAACAUGGCGGCCCCCGGUAAAGCGCCCGUGGUGCUGAAGGCGGUGAAGAAAAUCGCCGUCCACUUUUGCCCCUUCGAGGCUAACGUGCGCUCGACGAGGGAAUUUCUGGUCAUGGUGGGCUCGGAGAGGGCCAGAUCGACCAAUUUAAACUGCGAGGUCAUAUCCAUGGUGAAACACGACAAGUCGGAACCUGUUGUGGAUGUCACUUAUGUUGAUGGCGAGAGGCUGCUGAUGAAGGGCGCCAACCUGACAAGCAAAGAGAUGCUCAGCGCCUUCCAGGCCCGAUGUACAGCCAAGGACCCGCAGGCCAAGACUGCAGCCAAAUAGCAAUCAACAUACUCUUGUCUAUAUAACUGGAUAUUUAUAAUAAAAUAUGUCUCAUUGGAUGUUUA
This is a messenger RNA of Hippocampus zosterae (dwarf seahorse), 422 nucleotides long. RefSeq names its product mitochondrial ribosomal protein L53 (gene mrpl53). The record is from RefSeq and is a predicted model, not a curated record. The transcript has 3 exons. NCBI's taxonomy places the organism in Eukaryota, Metazoa, Chordata, Actinopteri, Syngnathiformes, Syngnathidae. Gene Ontology annotation, cellular component: mitochondrial large ribosomal subunit. Bases 34 to 357 code for a protein of 107 amino acids.